Molecule: messenger RNA, 3337 nt
Organism: Diorhabda sublineata
Lineage: Eukaryota; Metazoa; Arthropoda; Insecta; Coleoptera; Chrysomelidae
Product: tyrosine-protein kinase-like otk
Exons: 16
Coding region: 1-3003 (1000 amino acids)
Biological process (GO): protein phosphorylation; homophilic cell-cell adhesion
Cellular component (GO): plasma membrane
Molecular function (GO): ATP binding; protein tyrosine kinase activity
Source: RefSeq, a predicted model, not a curated record
AUGUUAGCGUGUGCUUCGUUGCACAAGGUUUCGUUUUUCGGCGUUGAUGAACCUCUAUGGAUAGACGAGGUCUCAGUUCAACUUCAAGAACCCGAAUCAGUGUCAUCUAUAAAACCGGGCAGCGAUGUCGUUUUGAGAUGUCAUCUGGAUGCAUCCGGGGAGGUCCACUUUGAGUGGUUUCGGAAUACAGACCAUUUAACGAAAUCAGCCAGGCUUGAAAUUAAAAAGAAAAAGUUGCACAUAAAGUCUGUGGAGGCAUCUGACAACGGCGUUUACAGAUGUGUCGCCAAAAACGAGGCCGGAAUCCGACAUUCAACAACAAAUUUUGCAUUAAUCGUCGCCGGAAACAACACUCCAUUGAUUCAAACCGUUCCAUCCGAUAUUAUAAUAAAAAGAGGUGACACAGCCAUUAUGGAUUGCUCUUAUCAAAAUGCAGAUGUUAUUGAAUGGUACCUAAAAGAUCAAAGACUUGAAAAUAACAAUAGAUUAAGCAUUCACUCCAACGGAAGUCUUGAAAUUAACGAUGUUUCCGAAUCGGAUCAAGGUUUUUAUACUUGCGUUGGUAUUAGAAGCGAAUCUGGAGAAGUUCCGCAAAAAUACACUGCCGAACUUAAAUUGUCAUACAUCGAAUCGUUCACACCUACCUCAUUUGAACCAGCACUGCCAGAAAACUCUAGAAAAAUUGUAGGUGAAGGGUCAACUUUCCAAUUGACUUGUUUACCACCAAAAAGUUUACCACCAGCAAAAAAAUGGUGGGAGAAUCAACACAAACACACCAUUUCUGAUUCUGGUGAAAUAAGAGUGGACGACGGAAGGUUGAUUAUUGAAAAUAUCAAAUUCGAAAAUGCGGGACGUUAUAAAUGUGUUGCGGAAAAUAUUGCAGGAAAAACAGAAAAGUCAGUCGAAGUUAUUGUUACGGCCAAACCAAAAAUAACUGUUCCUCCAGAAAGUAUAACAGUUGACGAAAACGAGCAAUCAAUGUUAACUUGCGAAUUUGAAUCGGGAUCUAGAGAACACACUUUAGUUAAAUGGAGGAAAGAUGGCAAAUCUUUGAAACACGAAUACGAUGAAACCGGCCAUUCUCAUCCCAGAAUUAAGAAUUUUAAGCACAAUGGAACUUUAGUAAUAAGCAAUACUCAAGCAUCUGAUAGGGGAGAAUAUAUGUGUGAGGUAGUUACAAUGGGACAGAGACCAGUUUAUUCCAAACCGGCAACAAUAUCUGUAAUUGAACAACUUAAGUUCGUUCCCGCGCCGGUGAAUAAAAAAAUGGAAUUAGGAAGUGUUGCCAAAGUUCACUGUAAAGCUCAAGGUACGCCUCCGCCAAUAAUUCGUUGGGAAAAAGAAGGAAUCCCCGUCGAAAAUGUAUCCAACCACAUUUCAGACAUGAAUGGAACUCUUCACUUCAAUGGAGUGUUAGCUGAAGACAAAGGAAGAUACAAUUGUAUCGCUAGCAAUAGUCAGGGAAUUAUUAAUGCUUCUAUAAACAUCGACGUUGUAGUGGCUCCCAAAUUUAGCGUUUUACCAAAAACUCCUUCUGAAGCUUUCGAAGGCGAAUCGAUUCUUAUUGAUUGUAUAGUAGAAGGAGAUCCGAAACCAACAAUUCAAUGGGAUAAAAAUCUAAAAAUGAACGAUUUUGAUUUGGAGAGAUUUAAAGUUUUAGAUAAUGGCACGUUAUACAUCAGGGAAGUUCGUAAAGAAGAUGAAAAUAAAUAUGGUUGUACUGCUGGUAACAGCGCCGGACUGAAUAGAAAAGAGGUGCAAUUGAUUGUUUAUACGUUAGACAAUUCUCAUUCUGGAGAUUCAACGGUAACUAAAGCCGUUUUGAUAACUAUGUCUGUAGCAGGGGCAUAUAUAAUUUUAGUAGUUGGAUUGAUGGUGUGGUGUAGAUACAGAAGAAAAUCAAGAAAAAUUCUCUUAGAUGUUCCAAAAGCUGAAAAUGGUGAUAUCGAACAUACUGAACUCAAAGAACCAAUAAACGGCACUAGCUCCACCUCCGUAAAAAUGAAAUUAAAUGGAAUAGAAAAUCUCAAAGAUGGACAAAAAAGUGAUGGUGCUGAAACGACUAACUCCCAAUGCUCAAAUCAGUCCAAAAAGUCGAAAUCCAGUCUAUAUGACAAAUUAGCACUAUCAAGGACACACCUUAAGGAAUUAAAACUUAUUGGUCGGGGAGAAUUCGGUGACAUAUCCGUAUCCAAAAUACCAAAAAGUGCUAUUGCAAAUGAUAAACGUCAUUCAAGGAAUUCCCAAACGAAAUUUGAAUCUGAAGAUAAAGAUGUCCACGUAUUAGUAAAAGCACUGAACAAUACAAAAGACGAACAUUGUCUGACUGAAUUUAAAAGAGAAAUUGAUAUGUUCAAUAAAUUAAAUCACGAACAUAUUACAAAGUUAUUUGGAUUGUGCCGAGAAACAGAACCGCAUUAUAUGAUACUGGAACAUACUGAUUGGGGUGAUUUAAAGAAGUUUUUAAUUGCUACCCGUGGGGGUAAUCCAACACCACUAACAAUUGCUCAAAUAAUAAGUAUACUGCAUCAGAUAGGAUGCGGCAUGGAAUAUCUGGCCAAUAACAGACAAGUUCACAGGGAUUUAGCUGCAAGAAAUUGUUUAAUAUCUUCCCUUUUGGUUGCUAAAGUCGGAUUACCGAGAUUAACAAGGGAUCCAUACAGUCAGGAAUAUUGUAAACAUGUUAAUCAGAUAAUACCAUUAAGAUGGUUGCCGUAUGAAGCAGUUUAUGAAGACGAAUUUUCAACGAAAAGUGACGUUUAUGCUUUCGGUGUAUUGAUGUGGGAAAUUUUUGCUCAAGGAGAACUACCUCAAUCUAAAAUCAACGAUACUACUUUCCUGAAUAAACUAAAAGAGAAAAAAAUCGAAUGGAAACCCCAUAGUACUACACCAGAGGAAUUGGUGGUAUUACAGGAAUCUUGCUGGAGCAUUAAUCCACAAGAUAGGCCAUCGUUCACCGAAAUAAGCUCGCAAAUCGGUGAAGUACUCAACUCAUGUAAAUAGAAGGAUAAGAAGGAGUAGAUUAUAAGAAACACAAACCAAAUUUAUUAUUCAAGUAUAUUUGAUCACGAAUUUUUAAUAUGUCGUAUGCUUCCAUAUAUUUUGAGAAUGUACUGAACUGUUACACAGUUUUUUCUAACUGACUUUUAGUAUUAAGUUUAUUUAUUUUAUAAUUUUAUAAGUGUGUGAGAUGUUAAGAUUUUUUAGUCUGAUCUCAGAAAUCCUGGUUGACAUUUUUUGAAUUAUAUUUAUACAGUAUUUCAACAUUUUUAUAAGACUUUCACGGGAUAAUUUACGAUUAUAUAUAACGGUAAUGUUAAUGUCAUAUCAGUAAACA